Molecule: messenger RNA, 2574 nt
Organism: Durio zibethinus
Lineage: Eukaryota; Viridiplantae; Streptophyta; Magnoliopsida; Malvales; Malvaceae
Source: RefSeq, a predicted model, not a curated record
AACAGGUUAAAACUAUGCCCCAAUAUAUAUUCGGACUUCCAAAAGUGGGUCGAGCAGACCACAAUAUUAAAUAGUUAACAGUUAAAAACCAAGCUCAAGUAGAUUAGGGAGCCUCAGAAUAGUGGGACGUGUAGUAGUAUGAACAAUUGAAAAACUCGUUCAAGCUUUUCUGAGGGCUUCAGAAUAGUGGGAAAUACAAACAGAGUAGAAAAGAGAAGAGUUUGGUCAACCUCCGAAUAUCAAAUCAGCGAAUCGAUGACUCACUCCCGAUUCCGAUAGUUGAUUUGGCUGGAUUUGUUCCAGGCGGCCAGUGGAAAGUGCAAACAAGUCUUGUGUCCUUUGUGUUACUGUUUAAUUCUGGCACCGGGGCGAGUGUAUGCGGAGUAGAAGAGACAAGGAAAAGGGCAAGCAACAUACACAGUAUUUUUAGUAGGAAAUGGCAGGCCUAAUAUACCAGCUAUUCGCGUCAUCCACGCUUCUCUCUCUGGGUCUCUACCACCUCAUCUGCUCCAGCCGUAACUUCCUCAAAUCCCAACAGUCCUACUCCGCCAAGCCUUUCCACCCUUUUCCUUUCUCUACCGAUCUCCACCUCAAACAUCUUCCUCUCUACCUUCUCAUUCUCUGCCUUUUCAUUGCCUUUCUCCACCAAUCUUUCAUCUCCUCCGACCCUGAUCCUCUCCUCAAGGGUCGCAGCCCUGUCUACUGCUUCACCGCCCUUCUCUCCGCUGCCGUUUUGUUUCUCUUCUUCAUCCUUUCUGUUUCCCUUCUCCUCUCUGAAUCCACGUCUUUCCUUCCCCUUCCCUCCGAUCUCUUCUUCGCCUUUGCCUCUGCUCUCUUCUUUCUCCACUACUCUGUCUCCACUGCGGAAGCGUAUGUCCAGACAUCUGAUCUCCAAGCCAAAUGCGAUUCCUUGUUGGCCCGCGUCUCCUCUUUGGCUUCCUUGAUGUGUCUGAUUCUGGCUUGCCACCCAAAGCUUUUUAUAGCCGAGGUGGGUUUGGGGGCGGCGCUGUGCUUGCAGGGUCUAUGGAACCUGCAAACAGGGCUUUCUCUCUACGUAGAGGCGUUUAUACCAGAAGGGUGCCAUAAGUUGCUGGAUGUUGUGAGCGGAGUAGAGGGGUCCACCAAGUGCGACCUUGACGAGUCCCGGCUGAGGGCUGUGGCCAUUCUGGAUCUGGUGUUUGUGGUUCAUGUCAUGUUUGUGGUCAUCAUUGUGAUGCUCACUUACGCUCUUGUUGCUAAGACUAUUGGGAUGAGGAGACAGGGCUCCUACGAGGCCUUGCCUACCAAUGCUGCUGAUUCUUGUCAUAUUCAGAUGAAGGCUUUGACCGGCACACAAGCAUGAUCCUUUUUCUUUUUUUUCUUCCUCUGCGCUCUAACUUUUUUUUACUCUGUCACUUCUAUUCUUCUUGUUGUGGCAUUCAGUUUAAGGAUAUCAAAGUUUUUACCUUCAUUGGUCACUCUGAAACCUGUUGCUACUUUACAAAUUUUGUUUUUACAAGCUGUUUCCAUCUUUCUCUACUUUAUGAGCUUGCUGGCAUAUUAUCUUCACUUCAUCCCUUGAUCUCUAUUUGUUAAAUUCAGCAUUCAGUUGUGGUGGUGUGGCAGAUACAGAAUCUCUAUAUCUGUUGGACAUUUGUCAUUGGGUCAAAAAUGUUGAGUUUACUACUUUUACGAGAAAGUUUGUUGGUUGAAUGGAAAUUAAAUCAGUCUAACAUGUCUGAUUGCACAAAGAGCUAAAAUGAAGUUGCUGAAAGUAGGAAAUCUUUUUGCUGUUUUAUACACACACACACACACACACACACACACAUAUAUAUAUAUAUAUAUAUAUUCAUGUUGUAUUUCUGAUGUCAUUGAAGGAAUAGAGCAUCAUUUCUGAGAUGACACAUGCAUAAGAUGACACAUGAAGUGAUGUUCUUUUGAUACUUCAUCAUCUGUUUUUCCCGGUCGGGGACUUGUUCUGGAUUGAGAGGCAGCUUAUGCAUUCCUGAAACAAUGGCAAAAAUGGCCGAAAGUGUCGUUUUGUGAUUAAUUAUUGUUAAACUCUUUAUGCUUCCUAGAGUAUGGUAAGUGAAAAGUUGGAUUUUUUUUGAGGUUGCUUAUGCUUUAAACCUAGCACCUGAAGAAAAAUUAAGUGUCAAUUGAAAAAGGAAAAAAAAAAUUUGGGGUGACAUAUAGAUGCUGAUGCAAAGGUCAAUAUAGCAUGAGAUUUAUGCACAUAUAGAACAAGUAAUAAUUUGUUAUAUUACAUGAGAUUUAACAAAUAGAGGUUUUUGCCCGCUUAUAGACUACAGGGGUUAGAGAGUUCUAGGACUGGUGGCCUUUAUAUCCAAAGUCGAGUAUUAUAUGUGGAAAAAGGCUUUGAAUUGGUAAAAUCCAUGAAGAGCUUUAAGAAAUGGCUCGGACACAUAAAAAUUUUGGCAUGUUUAGAUUUGUACUUGUUCUGUGUCUUUCAAUCACAUGUUCUCAGUGUUAUUGCAUUUAUGUUUGUGAAUCUCACUGGGUGUAUGUCUUUUGGUUUGUAUUUCUUCCCCAAUUUGGUCAACAAUAGAAUAAUUGUAAUGAAUUUUGAAACAU